Molecule: messenger RNA, 3657 nt
Organism: Penicillium alfredii
Lineage: Eukaryota; Fungi; Ascomycota; Eurotiomycetes; Eurotiales; Aspergillaceae
Exons: 2
Coding region: 1-3657 (1218 amino acids)
Biological process (GO): positive regulation of establishment of bipolar cell polarity regulating cell shape
Cellular component (GO): plasma membrane of growing cell tip
Molecular function (GO): protein binding
Source: RefSeq, a predicted model, not a curated record
AUGAGGUUUUCUUCAUUGUUGGGGCCUGCGGCGGCCGGCUGGCCGACGCUUCUCUCCAUUUUACCAACCAUCCACGCCCUAUCGUUCGACUCGGUUUCGACUCCGAAAUUGGACCUCGCAUCGCUGGGACGGGUGACAAUCACUGGUGAUUUCGAUGGUGUCUCACUCUAUCAGUACCACGGACAAUCGGAGCAAGCUCAUAAAAAUGGCACCCACUCCAUCCUCACCCCUCUUCCGAACGGCAUCCUCACCAACCUCUCUUCCUCCGACGCACAGAUUAAAACUAUGUGCCCCUUUACGGAAAAGGACGGAAAUUUUGCUGGGAUUUUCGUGGGCGGGAAUUUCACUAGCCUGGGGGGUGUGAAGUCUCCCGGCGCCGCGCUCUUCAACCCGACCUCCGGCAAGGUCACGGCUUUGCCGGGCCUCUCGGGUUCGGUGUCAACUGUGUUGUGUGACCAGGACUCCAACCGCGUCUACGUGGGCGGGUCCUUCACGCACGACAACUCUUCGAAUGUCAUUGCCUGGUCUCCUGACGACGGCUGGACCGACCUUCCAUUCGACAGCGUGAACGGACCAGUCAACUCGAUCUUGAAGACCAGCAAUGGCCAUAUCGUCUUUGGGGGAUCAUUUGACGGCCAGAGUAACUCAACCAGCUCAUCAAAAGACAAGGAUUCGAAAGACAAGGACUCGUCGAAAUCGAAAGACAAGCAAAUCCUCAACCUUCAAAAUGCGAAGAUCAAAAGCGACGCAGACACCCCGAUGAGCGGCUACAGUGACCCGAAAAAUAUUGUCUGCUCGACCAGCGGCAAGGCUGGCAAGGACCAAACUUAUCUCCUUCACGAUUAUGCUCCUGGAUUCUGGCAAGCCUACCUCGGUUUUGAAUUCCACCCCGUCAAAGUCCGCCUUUACAACACGCACAUGGAUGGACGAGGCACCAAAAAUUUCUUGCUUCGGGCACUUCCUGACAAUGGUAUCAUGAACUUGACUUAUACCGAUGAAUCCGGCAAGAAGUCGAACUGCGACUCAUCUUGCCCGCUCUCUGAUGACCCGGAUGAAAAGUACCGUGAUUUUACCCUGGUAAACCCGGUCGGCAUGGGAGGUUUCCAGAUUGAGUUUCUGGACUGGUAUGGACAGGGAGCUGGCUUGAAUGGUGUUGAGGUUUUCCAAGAUGAAAUAUUCACCUACGCCGUUCAGGACUACAACGAACCCACCUGUGCAGGCAUUCAGUACCCCUCCAAGUCGACGCGCACUGGUCCCUGGACCACCGAGUCUGGCUAUCUGUCCGCGAAGGUGUCCGACACUGAUGCUUCGAAGACGUCGCUUGUUUUUGAGCCUGACAUCAAAGAAUCAGGCAACUACACCAUUCGUGUUUUCACGCCCGGCUGUAGCCAGGAUGGAUCCUGCGCUUCCCGCGGCACUGUGAAUGUGACUGCCACCGUUGCGAACAGCGACGAGGAUUCGAAGCAACCCUCCCCUGCUUUAAUUGCCCAGACAAACGAUCACGACAAAUACGAUACCUUGUUCACCGGCUAUGUCGACGCUAGCAGCGACUCUUUCCGACCCAGCGUCACCCUGCGGCCCGAGGAUGGCCAAGGAGAUGUCACCAUAGUGGCAGGACGCGUGCAAUUUGACUUGAAGUCUACCACCGAAGGGGACCUGAAUGGAGUCUACGACUAUGAUCCGACCUCGAAGAAAGGAAAGACCGAUGAAAAGUCAAGUAUCAGCAAGGCGAUCAGCAAGCUCGGCCAUGACGCUUCGAUUCUGAGUAUGGUGGAGCAUGAUGGUGAUGUCUACGUGGCCGGCAAAUUCUCCCACGACAAAGCUCACCACAUCGUGUCUGUCACUGGCGGUGACACCAAGCCAAUGCCUGGUGGCGGUUUGAACUCUAAGGUCUCGGCGAUGACUGUCCUCGAUAAUACUCUGUAUGUCGGAGGUCAGUUUAAUGACACGUCCGACGGAGGCGAGGACGGUAUGGACCAUGUGGCGUCUUACUCAUUUUCCUCCAAGAAGUGGUCGGCUUUGGGUGCAGGAUUGAACGGGCCUGUCGACUCGGUCUACCCUCUCCAAUUGAAUGUGUCGACGGCGAUCAACGAGACAACCGUUGCCGUGAGUGGUAACUUUGACCAAAUCCGUGCGUUUAACGGCCAUCCUUCGGUUUCAGUUGCUGGAUUUGCCAUCUGGGUCCCCUCGCGUAAGGCCUGGCUGCAGAGUCUUAAUGUCACCCAGAUGGAGUUCGCUGGUUACCUGUCAGCAGUCGCCGCCGUCAAUAACACAUCAAUCCUGGCUGGCAGCUUGACCACGGAUGGGAUCACCACUGGUGGCGCUGUGUCAUUGCACCAAUCCAAGGACUUGAACCUGGUGCCUCUGUCGAUGAAGGUGGACCACACCAAAUCGAGCACGGGGCUGAUGACUGGUGCUUAUGAUACUGAGUCGAAGCGCAAUCUGACCAUCUUCGGUGGUCAUUUCACCGCCACCGGCAGCGACGGGUCGGCUAUCGAAAACGUCGUGAUCCUGAACGGCAGCGACUCAACUCUCUCUGGCCUGCCCCGAGGAGUCGAUGCCAACUCAACAGUUGUCUCAAUGAUCGUUUCAAACAACACGCUCUAUGCCGGUGGAAAUAUCACCGGCUCUACUGGUGAUAACAACUUGGGUGGUUUGGUCGCGUACGAUCUGUCCAAAAACGAGUUCUCCCCAAAACAGCCUUCGGCUCUCUAUGGCGAAGAUGUCAUUGUCAACUCCAUCGCCAGUCGACCAGGUUCAAGUGAGGUCUAUGUGGGUGGGAGCUUUGACACGGCCGGACAACUGCCAUGCGUUUCUGUUUGUUUCUUUGAUUCAAACGAUGGCACCUGGAAUCGGGCCGGUGUGACUAUUAGUGGUACGGUGCUGACGCUCGACUGGGCCAGUCACAACAAGCUGCUCGCCGUGGGUGACCUCGAGAUCUCAGGCAACAAAUCUGCGAUCGCGACAUACGAUGCCCCGUCCUCGAAUUGGAAAUCUUUCCCCGGGGCCUCAAAGAGCGAGAUCCCAGGAACAAUUACUGCGUUUGCGCCGGCCAGCGAAGACUUGUCAAAAUUCUGGCUUGGGGGUACUUCCACCAAUGGCUCAAGUUUCCUGCUGAGUUAUGACGGCUCCAAGUUCCAAUCUGCCGGCAAACUAUUCUCUGAAGGCACGGUCAUCCGUGGCCUCGAAGUCCUUCCCGUGUCUGACGACCAUUCGAAGGUCUCUUUGUUGAACGACGAUCAGACGUUACUGAUCAUGGGUGAUCUUGUGAUUCCGGAUUUUGGAAAUGCAUCUGCGGCGCUCUACAACGGAAGUGCGGUGACGCCUUUCAUCCUGUCGACGCGAUCCGAUGGCCGGUCCGGCAGCAUGUCGCAACUGUUUUCGGAACACCAAAACCCCUACACCAACCACAAAACAGCGGAACACCACCACUCAAAUGGGAUCGUCGUUCUGGUGGCCUUUUGCUGCGCCCUGGGCUGCGUCUUCCUCAUCGUUCUCGCCGGUGUGAUCCUCAACAAGAUCCAGCGCCGCCGCCAAGGCUACACAGCCGCUCCACAAACCUUUGGCACCGAUCGACCAUCCGACAUGGAGCGUGUACCGCCCGAAUAUUUGUUCAAUUCGCUACGGCAGCCCAAUCCCAGUGCACCCGUCAUUUAA